UGUUUGUAAUGCAUUAGCUAACCCCAGCUCAGUGGAGGCAAGAAUUAAACAGACCAUAUUCCCCAAGGUGACACUUCUCUUUCUCGGCAGCAGCAGGUGGCUUAGUUCAUACAUCUUCUCCUACCUCCCCACCACCUGCCAAGCCAGGAUGACCAGCCGCUCCAACGAAUUCAGCAGCCUCAGCAGCAGUUCCCUAUCGUCUUGGCAGGCAUCAUGGAAUCAGACCAGGGGGAGCUCAGUUGUGACGUCCUCUGAAUACUAUGGCGACAGCAGCCCUGGCAGUCCAGCCAGCAGAGGCUUCAGCACCUCGAGUCUUGGUGGAUACAUGUCUUCCUCUUGCCCGUCCGUCUGCAGCAAUGAGAAGCUCUGGACCCCGCUGCACCUAGACUUGGACCCCACAUUCCAGGAGAGGAGGAAGCAGGAGAAAGAGGAGAUGAAGAUCCUCAACGACCAAUUUGCAUCCUUAAUCGGGAAGGUCCAAUGCCUGGAGCGGCAGAACAAGAUUCUCACGAUCAAGUGGAGCUUCCUGAAAGAUCAGGACAAUUCCCGUUCCGAGUCAGACAUCAAACUCCUCUAUGACCAGUACAUGAGCAAACUGAAGCAAGAGAUAAGGGCUAUCGGCCAUGAGAGAGAACAGCUGGAGUCGGAGUUGACUGAGGUGUUGAAGUCCAUGGAUAACAUACGAAGCAGAUACGAGGAUGAAAUACGUAAACGGAGUGGCAUGGAAUUCACCUUCACGGAGCUGAAAAGGGAUUUAGACGCUGGUUGCAUACAUAGAACCGAGCUUGAGGUCAAACUGCAUGGGCUUCAAGAGUUGAUGGAGUUAAAGAAAGCCGUAUACGAGCAGGAGCUUCAGGAACUGCUGGCGGAAAUCAAGGACAUCUCAGUCGUCAUAGGGAUCGAUAACAGAUGCAACCUUGACCUGAGCCACAUCGUGGAGGAAGUGAGGGUGCAGUAUGAAGCCCUCGCUUUCAGGAGCUGGGAGGAGGCAGAAGCCCUUACCUGGAGCAAGCUGAACGAAGGAGCCACCCACUCUGCCACGUACAGGGACCAGCUCUUCAGCAGCCGGCGGGAGAUUGCGGAGCUGACCAUUCACAUUCAGAAGCUGAGGUCCUCCAUCGUGUCCCUGAAGAGCCAGUGCCUGCAUUUGGAAGGGGACAUCAAAAAGGCUGGGGGAAACGGCCAGCUCGCUCUCCAGGAUGCUGAAGCCAAGCUAGCCGAGCUCCAGGAAGCCCUGCGGAAAGGCAAGGCGGACAUGGCCAGCUUGGUGAAGGAGCAUCACGAGCUGAUGAACAUCAAGCUGGCCCUGGACGUGGAGAUCCUCACCUACAGGAAGCUGGUGGAAGGCGAGGAGAGCAGCAUGGAGUCACUGACGUGCCCUGUCGUUAGCAGCAUCCACUCCAGCCCACGGCACUUUUCAUGCAUCUCCAGCUUCUUGGGGUCUUCCCAGCUGGCUUCUCAAGUGAAGGGCAAUUCUACCGAUGGGGUGACCCAAAAUGGAGCAGUGGCAAAAGCCGUCCUCACCAGGAGCCAGAGCAGCGGCUCAGCAACUUGGGAUGCAGAAGGACGGCCCAGUGGGGCACGUCCAAAGCAUCGCUUGCUGUCUGAUGAAGAACACAGCCAUGAGGAGUCAAUCCCUGCGGAAUAGAUGCCAGACAGGUUGGCAGCUGCGCCUGAACGAGACCAGAAUGCCUUCUCCUGAAGCCUGAUUCUUGCCAACAUCUGCGGGGCCAAGAAUGGGAAUCAACUUCAAACCAGCUCUUCCCAGCGUUUACGUCUUCCCAUCUCCAGCACUGGUUAGAAGCAGGACUCCCAACCUGGCAGAAUGCUCUUUGAACGUGCCCAAUUCUCACGCCAGCCCCGACAAACUCGUCCUGAUCCUACCUCCCUGAGGUGGGGCUCAUAAGGCUUAAUUCAUUGAUGUGCUUUGAGAUCUUCAAACAGAAAGCUCCGCAGAAGGAGAAAGUGUUAUUACUUAGUCUCCACGAUGGUAAACUGAAGGAUAGUAGCAGCAUAGUGGAAGGUAGAAUGCAGGAGCCUAGUGGGUAGAGCUGGACUCAGGAAACCUGGGUUCUAUUCCUGAUUCUGCUGGGUGAGCUAUGUCCCGCCUUAUGCCUCAGUUUCCCCAUCUGUGAAAUGAGGAUAAUGCUAUUUACCUCCUUUGCAGAGCGGUUUGAGAUCUCAGUGCUAGCUAAGAGCUAAGUAUUUUUAGUUAUUUUACCAGUAUUACCAAAAGAUUUCUUGCUUUCUUUCUUGCUUUCAUUCUUUGGUUUGUGCGGAUUUGCGUUAGGGUCUCUUUCACCAGCUGAUAAUGUGGUGCGUGCGAACGGUCUCAGCCACAUGAGUUGGCAGAGGCUGUGUUUGGUGACGUUUCACCACUGGCAUUCUGGCUGCUCAGGGGAAACCGUUGUGUAGUCCCAGAAUCCUCAGUCAAAGGCUUUCUUCCUAUUGCUGGCAGGAACUCUAUCUUGAUGGUGUCCUUUAAAAAUAAAAUAAAAUAAUCGUGACCUCAGGUACACUGGUGUAAAUCUGGAGCAACUCUGCUGACUUCAAAGGAGUUUGGCCCAGAUUCUGAUCUGAAUUACAGUGCUGUAAAAACAGGUUUACUUCACCUGGGUCAAUGGCGUGAGGGCCUGUCUUUAAUCUCAUUUCCACUCGCAUAAACCCAGAAUGACUCCAAUAAUUUAAACAGCAGGUUUAUCCUAGUGUAAUAGAGAUCUUAAAAGAAACCCAUACGUUUGUAAGUGUCCUCCUCUGUGUUGCUUGAUAAUGGCCAUCCCUCCUGGUUUGGGGGAGGCGAAGCAGGUGCACUCUUCUCAAUUGGACAGUAAAGCUAGAUGGGUCAGUUUUAUUUGCGGCUCAUGGUGGGUCGAGGAGCCCAAUUCGGCAAGGUGCCGAAUUCUCCUCUAUUAGAUGCCUCAACCCAGCCCCUUGUAUGGCUGGGUGCUCAUGCAGGUGCCAUAGGAAAUCCCACUGCAUGCUGGCUGUUAACGUAGCCUUUCAGGGCUGACCUCUGCACCCUUCAGAGAAGCAGCACAAGGCGGGACACCAUUCAAAGUCCACUUAAGCAGGCUGAAGUAGACACAGUGCACGAGGGAGAAUGUCAUCCUCAGAGCUCAUGGAGGCUACGAAAAACCCAACACGACUGUAAAAGACAAGCAUUGAUGGGGGGCGGGGGGGUUAGUUGUUAUUUGUUCUGGGAUAUUUAUUGGUUGUCAUUUAAAGAGAAUAAUCAACAUUAUAUAUAUAUAUAUAUAUAUAUAUAUAUAUAUAUAUAUUUCAUAACUUGCGAUGUCGCUUUUAACUUAAUUAACUAGAUCCCCAGCUGGUGUAAAUCAGCAUUGUCCCAUUGAAGUCAGUGGGGCAUGCUAAAUUUACACCAGCUGAGGAUCUGGCCUAGUGUAUAUAUUUAUUUCCCUCUUGCACAGACUCAAGUAUACACUGCAUUCCACCGAGGGCCAAAGUCUACACAAAGCCAAUGGGCUUGCUCUGGUGGCAAUGAAUCAAUUGCAAGGCCCUUUUUGUAUGGUUCUGUUACGCGUGUUGCAAUAUUUCCACGUUUCUGUAGGGUUGCCACCUGGCAUGGCACCCGUGUAACCAGCGUGCUGUCUGUUCCGCACUAUGACUGUGUUAUUAAAGUAUUAUUCCAAGUGAGCAUAGCUGUGUGGAUCCUAGGAUAUUAGCAAGACCAGAGGAGUGAGGUCAGAUUUUGUAAUGGACCAGCUUUUCGUUGGUGGAAGGGGAGAGACAGGUUUUCGAGCAUACUCAGAGCUGAAGAACAGCUCAGCAGAAACUCCAAAGUUUGUCUCUUUCUGACUUGCUUUGUCUCUUUCAUAAAGUAUUGAGAGGCGCGGAAGAGGGGAAAGGAGGGGGCGUGUCAAUUAUUUCCUUACAACGUCCUGACAGCUAAGACACAAUCCUGCUCUCAGAAGCCAAUUCCAACACCCGCUAGAAACAGUUCUUUGGGUAUCAACUCACGUCAGUGGCUGGAGAGGAAAGCUGGCCUGGGGGCUCUGCAAUCUGCUCUGCAAUUGGCUUCUCGUGUGUGACCUGCGGCAAGUCGCUUAGUGUCUCAAUCUUUCUGGGCUUCAGGUCUCCCUCUGUAAAAUGGGGAUCAUCCCACUUCCCUACCCUGGCUGGGGUAUGGUGAAGGCAAAUACAUUGGAGACGGUCAGGUACCAUGGGAAAAGGGACCAAAUGCGGAGCUAAGAUCGAGCCAGCUCUGUCGGAAAUCAGUUGGGUUUCACUCCCACCUUAGCCUUCUUGCUCAUUCAACGAAGAGCCUCCCCAACCUUGACCAACACCAAUAGCCCUUUAUCUCUGCCCUAGAUGGACACCCCUUUGCUUGGGGUAAAAAGGAAGCUCGGAGGAAACUGCCCUCUCCUUGGAAGGGGAGAAGAGAAUGCAGCCUUUGCUCCGAGUGGCAGUAGGGUCCAGUGGCUAGACCAAUGGGCUAGAACUCAGGAGAGGUGAGUUUAAGUCCAGAUGUUGCCCCCGGCUAGCACAAGUUUCUCCACCUUUUCCCCUCCCUCCCUUUGUGUCAGCUAUUUAGACUGUAAGCUCUUUGCGGCAGGGAUUGUCUCUUACUAUGGGUAUGUACUGCACCUAGCACAAUAGGGGCUUUAUCGAGCUAGACACUGCUGUAAUGAAAAUAAUAAUAACAAUCAUAAUAAAUGUUAUUCGUCUGGUUCAA
Dermochelys coriacea (leatherback sea turtle) is the source of this 4693-nucleotide messenger RNA. RefSeq names its product keratin 80 (gene KRT80). The transcript is spliced from 9 exons. Gene Ontology annotation, biological process: keratinization; intermediate filament organization. The record is from RefSeq and is a predicted model, not a curated record. Bases 149 to 1648 code for a protein of 499 amino acids. Gene Ontology annotation, molecular function: structural constituent of skin epidermis. Gene Ontology annotation, cellular component: keratin filament. Lineage: Eukaryota; Metazoa; Chordata; Testudines; Dermochelyidae.